CAUGGUGUUAUUCAUGGAGCAACGGGGGAGAAGCGGCUGAGGUCUUCUUCCUCGGUUAUUACACUAAAAUUUGGGAAACAUUUUGUUGUGAAGGAGAGGAAAAUCAUCACUCCUUGUCACCAAUUUAUCGUGCGUUGCAGUGACUUCUACUCAACUUCUUCGUCACCAAACUUGGGAGAUAAAAACUACACAAAUUAAGAUGACUAAAACCAGUUCAGCUAAGAAGGCUAAACCAGCACACCAAGAUCAUGUUGAACAGGAGAAGUCCACUUCCAAACCCAAGAAAAUGGGGAGUGAGAUUGAUGACAUAUUUGCUGGAAAGAAGAGGAAGAAACCUGAAAAGGAAAGGGCAGAGGCUAAGAAACCAGCGAAAGAAUCAGAUGCCAAAGCAGAGCAACAUAAAGAGAUGAAGAUAAAGAAGAAGAGAGAGAAUAGAAUCCCUGAAGGAAAUUUGUUUGCGGAGACUCCUCCUCGGCCUUGGAAGAAAACUGGAGAUGGGCUAACUGUUUACACAGAAGAGGAGUUGGGCAUUGGAAAGCCAGACGAUGGAGGUACCCGUCUAUGCCCAUUCGACUGUAACUGUUGUUUUUAAUGAAAUUAGGUUCUAUUGUAGAUGGGUGCAUUCAAAUGCUUUCCUUAUUUAUCAGAUUUUUUCAAGUACUUAAUGAACAGAUAUUUUUUGUAAUCCUAAGUCCAUUCAUUUUCGCUUUCCAAUC
Molecule: messenger RNA, 716 nt
Organism: Olea europaea var. sylvestris
Lineage: Eukaryota; Viridiplantae; Streptophyta; Magnoliopsida; Lamiales; Oleaceae
Exons: 2
Coding region: 200-592 (130 amino acids)
Source: RefSeq, a predicted model, not a curated record